UCGAGAACAGGGUCACCGCGCCCAUCUUCCGUCUGACGGCCAGAGCGCGAGAGACUGAAGAAACGCUUCAUCAGCUGUGCGGGGCGUCAAGAAAGCGAGCGAGCGUCGCGUUAGCCGCGGUCAUCACAGGACAUUUGCCUGCAGCGUGUGUUGAUUUGCAUCCGACUGAGCGCUGUGCAGCGGUCGCGGGUUCGGGGAGUAACGGAUUGAUCUAACGGACCGUCUGCCGGCCGUAACGGCAGCUGUGGAUCUCUGUUCGCUGUUUACAGUCAAUGAGAGCAACACAACAAACUGCGACGACUGAUCACAGAUCCGUGCGAGAGCCAGUGAGUGGACGGAGUAAAGCCCAUCGUCUAGAGGAAAAUGAGCGAACUUGACCAGUUACGUCAGGAGGCUGAACAGCUGAAGACCCAGAUCAGAGAUGCGCGGAAAGCAUGCGCAGACGCCACCCUCUCGCAGAUCACAGCAAACAUCGAGCCCGUGGGCCGGAUUCAGAUGCGCACUAGACGGACACUAAGGGGACAUUUGGCAAAGAUCUACGCCAUGCACUGGGGCACUGACUCGAGGCUGCUCGUCAGUGCUUCUCAGGACGGGAAACUGAUCAUCUGGGACAGCUAUACUACAAACAAGGUACAUGCCAUCCCGCUGCGUUCCUCGUGGGUCAUGACCUGCGCGUACGCUCCGUCUGGAAACUACGUGGCCUGCGGAGGUCUGGAUAACAUCUGCUCUAUCUACAAUCUGAAGACCCGCGAGGGGAACGUGCGAGUCAGCCGGGAGCUGGCAGGACACACGGGUUAUCUGUCCUGUUGCCGUUUCGUGGAUGAUAACCAGAUUGUCACAAGCUCAGGUGACACCACCUGCGCUCUCUGGGAUAUUGAGACCGGGCAGCAGACGACCACGUUCGCAGGUCACACGGGUGACGUGAUGUCGCUGUCUCUGGCCCCGGACACGCGUUUGUUCGUGUCGGGGGCCUGCGACGCUUCGGCUAAGCUGUGGGACGUCAGGGAAGGCAUGUGCAGACAAACCUUCACUGGCCACGAGUCCGACAUCAACGCCAUCUGCUUCUUCCCCAACGGCAACGCCUUCGCCACCGGCUCGGACGACGCCACCUGCAGGCUGUUCGAUCUGCGCGCCGAUCAGGAGCUGAUGGUCUAUUCUCACGACAACAUCAUCUGCGGAAUCACAUCCGUGGCUUUCUCCAAGAGCGGACGCCUGCUGCUGGCGGGUUACGACGAUUUUAACUGCAACGUGUGGGAUGCUCUGAAGGCCGACCGCGCAGGGGUUUUGGCAGGUCAUGAUAAUCGUGUCAGCUGCUUGGGAGUAACCGAUGAUGGGAUGGCUGUGGCUACAGGCUCCUGGGAUAGUUUCCUGAAGAUCUGGAAUUAAAGCUGUCGGACGGCGCCCAGACUCUACAGUCGACUGGAAGACCGGUCUAACGUUGAAACGUUGAGUUUUAUUGUCCUUUCUGCUCCUCCUCAAACAGAACUGACCCCAACAUCUUUAAUGACAAAUAAGAAAGAAAAUCUCUCCUUUGGAAAACAAACAAAGAAAAAAAAGAGCACAAUUGUUUCACUCGGCUAGAUUGUAGUUUGUAAACGGAUUAAAGUUGGUAAUUGUGCAGAUUCCUUCUGGGACCAUUUUUUUGAUCUUGUAUUGAAAGACACUCAUUCCACUGCUAUUGUCAUCGCGCUAACAUCACAGCAUCAUUUUAUUUAACACCCACACGGGCACAGGUUUUUCUAACUCGAUCACUUUCUGGGCCUUUUCACUUUUUUUUGGACCCCUCCCCGUGGGUUGAGAUUUGGAAUCGAGGAGCACAGGCGUGCUUUUUGUCUCCUAGUUUUUAAAUAUUUUAGCAUCGAGUUUGUAGUGGGAAUAUAAAACAAGCAUGACGUUAUCAAUGUUGUGAAACUCUGUCAAAAGGGGUCCACUAGCUGCUAUCAGGCCUGUUUAUUUAGUCCAGGGAUUUUGGUUUCUGGUCAAGCGAGUUUGUUUUGCUCAUAUAUGUAAUAACGUUCAGCUAUGUUAACCAAGCACGUGCUGUUCAUGAUAACCAAUGCUCCAAUUUCAUAGAUAAGACCACGUCAAUUUUAUCCCCUUAUGCUUUUUUUGUAGCGUUGAAUGAAGAUUAACCAAUCAUGUCAUAUUGUUUUGAACGUUUUUCUUAUCCUGACCUGUUUGCUGUAGAGGAUGUUGACAGUAGGGCUGGGGCAGUUCUUUAAGUUUAGUUUCUUUCUUUUUUUAAGAGAGGUGCCCAUGUUGUGCUUGGAAAACAGUUACUGCUCUGUGAAUGACAUGUUGUAUAAAUCAAUGUUUGAAAAUAAUGAUGUUGAAAACGUUUUUAAGUUAAAAAUGAAAACAGAUCUUAUUUUGGUUGUCUGCCAUGGGUGGGAAACUCGUAGACUUGCAUGCUGUAGAAUUGCUUAAAAGAGGUGCAUAUGAAACUAAGCCCUUGAUGUUUUUGUUUUUUUCUUUGUUUCUUAAAAAUAACCUGUUAAAUAGAGAUCAUCACAGUAUUUAUAUUAUUUCUUUGUUUCUGUUCGUUUGGUUUUCUGCUACUCUGUGCAUACAUAACAUACAUAACUGGGUUUUAUCUUGCAACGCUUCAGAGCUAUGCACGUAAGAGAAGCGAAGAGUAAAACACACGACGGUGAGCCGUUCUGUCCCUGAAGAAACACACACACGCACGCAUGCACGCACCCCGACCCUGUAAAAACAACACACACGAAGAACAAAGACCGUCUCAUUCUCUCUGUAGCAAAACAACAUUUCUGCUGACACGAAGACGAUGCUAGAGACGUUUUGUAACAAACAGGUUUUUUUCGGGUUUGUUCUUUGAUAUAAAACGCAGAAUUGAACGGGAGAAUCUGUUGUUUCACUUGACGUGUGUCAAGAGACGCUCUCUUUACUCGGCUGUAGUGGCAUUUCUUCCAUCCUCUUAUUCAUUCUGUACAGAAACACAACAAGUCCUGUCGCUGUACGUUAGGCCUGGAGUUGGCAACACGAAUAAAGACUAAAAAUGAACUAAGUUUCCUUUUCUCUCUCCAUACCAGUAACUUGCACUGCAUUCUCUCUUAUUCAUCUUUUGUAUUUCAUUUUAAAGUCAGUGUACAACAGAAAGCUGGAUGCCAGAUAGAAACUAUAUUAAAACGUACUGUUAUUUAAAAUAUAAUAAAAGCAGUUUGAGAUGA
Molecule: messenger RNA, 3191 nt
Organism: Triplophysa rosa
Lineage: Eukaryota; Metazoa; Chordata; Actinopteri; Cypriniformes; Nemacheilidae
Product: guanine nucleotide-binding protein G(I)/G(S)/G(T) subunit beta-1-like
Exons: 11
Coding region: 364-1386 (340 amino acids)
Biological process (GO): G protein-coupled receptor signaling pathway
Cellular component (GO): heterotrimeric G-protein complex; cytoplasm
Molecular function (GO): protein binding; signaling receptor complex adaptor activity
Source: RefSeq, a predicted model, not a curated record